AUUGCGGUUAAUAAUUUUCACGGCCCAAAUUCGUUGGAGAUGUCGAGCUGCUCCACUUCACUCCCGUUUCCUUUCUCACUCUCUCUUUCCCCCGCUUCCCCUAGGGUUUCCUUGAUUCCAUUCCGGGAUCUUGGAACCCUCAACUCCCUAAAACCCCUUGCUAGUUUUUCGGAGGACGGGAGGAGGAGGAGAUCCUUCUCUUCUUCUCAGGCCGCUGUGCAUUCUCUUCUUCGCCCCUGUUGGAGGGUUCCGCUUCUGAGCGCUAUUCGACGCUCAGAAACCCUAGCAAGCCCGGCCGCGGCAGAAUCUCAAGUUACUGCAGCUCCUCCUUUGCAAAUUCCAGCUGCCGCAGAUGUCGUUAGAGCGUAUUAUGAUGCGUUCAAUCGCCGUGAUCUUGCAUCUUUGGAGCUACUGAUCGGCGACAACUGCGUCUAUGAGGAUCUGGUCUUCGCGAAGCCUUUUGUUGGACGCAAGGCUAUCCUUGAGUUCUUCAAGAGGUUUGGAGAGUUCACCAGCAGCGACCUUCGAUUUGUUAUUGAUGACAUAUCUAAUGAAGAUACAUCUGUUGGAGUUACAUGGCACUUGGAGUGGCAGAGCAGGCCUUUCCCAUUUAGCAAGGGAUGCAGCUUUUAUCGUACGGAAGUAUUGGAUGGCAAGAGACAGAUAGUCUAUGGACGAGACUGUGUGGAACCUGCAACAAAGCCUGGGGAGAUGACAUUGGUCAUUAUCAGGGGAGUGACUUGGAUACUGCAACAAUUUCCACGGCUGGCUGACCUAUUGUGAUGGAAGUCUCCUUUGCUGGUUUAUAUAAAUUUUGUAAUAUAUUGUUGAUCACAAAUGCUGAGACUGUGAUUUUAUAGCUAGGCUGUCUUCAAUAAAAUUUCAGUUAUCUAAACCUUCUCA
Messenger RNA from Elaeis guineensis (African oil palm), 903 nucleotides. RefSeq lists its product as uncharacterized. NCBI's taxonomy places the organism in Eukaryota, Viridiplantae, Streptophyta, Magnoliopsida, Arecales, Arecaceae. The record is from RefSeq and is a predicted model, not a curated record.